Molecule: messenger RNA, 1824 nt
Organism: Dibothriocephalus latus
Lineage: Eukaryota; Metazoa; Platyhelminthes; Cestoda; Diphyllobothriidea; Diphyllobothriidae
Source: the annotation of a GenBank genome assembly
AUGCAAGCUGAAGGAGGUCUUGGUAUCCCAGUCGUCCAAAUUAUCAUUGAAGGUGGCUACGAUGUUCUGGUGCUGGCAGGGUAUAGUGUGGAGCACAAUAUUUCAAUUGUCGUCUGCUCGGGUACUGGAAGAGCAGCAAACCUCCUCGAUGCAGCUAUUCGAUUCCGUGGACAGGAACCGGGGUUUGAAGAUUUCACACCGGUGCAGAAGAAGCAACUGGAAAGAUUACUGCAAGGCCUCAUGGAUAAAGAGAAGGCACGAAGUCUGGAGCCGGGAUUGGAGCUGUUGCGUCAGAUUGUACAGCAUCCGAAUCUCCUGAACAGAGUUGAUCUGGGACAGUCUACCGACUUAGACAGCGUUAUUCUCUACGCCCUUAUCAAGACAUCGGUGGAGCCCUUUGAUCAGAUCCACAUUGCACUGAAAUUUGAUAGAGAGCUCUUCAUCUGGGCCAUUUUCUUUAAUCGGCCUAAAAUGGUUGAUUUGUUUUGGCGCCUCGCACGUGAACCCGUGGCCUUGGGUCUGAUUGGCUGUAAUCUCUAUGACAACAUCGGAAAAUGUCUGCCGCUCUACGACACAGACGGUCAGCUGUACAUGCAAAGCCAGAAGCUGAAAAUGGAGACUGCUACCCUGCAGGUCGUGGACCGGUGUUAUGCAGCGAGUCACGGUAUGACCACUUAUCUCCUGGAUCGCCGGUCCGAGGACACCGAUGGCUGUACCUGCACUGAACUAGCUGCUCAAGCACACUGUCUCAAAUUCAUGAGUUCCGUAUCCUGCCAAUACGCCGUCGAUUUUGCUUGGUGUGCGGGCGUCAAGGCCAACGGGUUUGUGAUCAUUUUGGCCUACUUCUGUCCCCUUCUCCUGCUGUCUGACAAACUCUUCAUCUUCUGCACGGAGUCCGCCAUUUUGGAGGACGACAAUGACUAUGAAGAGGCCAGCAGAUUGGAAAUGAAACCCCUGGCGAGCACCAGCACCCACGGUACUGAGACGCCCGGUGAAGAGGCAGACGAUAGAGAUGAUGCGGACAAUGAGGACGGUGACUACACGAAGGACGGACGCCUGAAGUUCUACGUCAGGCUACAACGCUUCUACACCGCGCCACGGACUAAAUUCUACGUUCACUUUUUCGCCUACAUUGCCUUCCUUAUCUUCUACGCGUACGUUUUGCUGUUUGCACUUUAUCCGGAUCAUCUGAGUAUCUGCGAAAUGGUCCUGAUGGUUUGCUUGGGAACUUUCUUUGUGGAAACCAUUCGCAGUAUGAUCAAGAGCGCGCAACAACCUGGAACUUACAAAUCUCGACCAUGCAAGUGGCUCACUUCGUACAGUUGGCAUGCUUACGACAUCUUCCUAAAUCUUACAAAUAUAACAGGCGUCCUUCUGCGAAUAGGCCUUGAGACGACCUUCAUCUACGCGAAAAGUGUUUCCGCUGUCAGCUAUAUACUCUUCUUCGUCCGUCUCUUCCAACACUACUCCGUCAAUCACAAGCUCGGGCCCAAGAUUCAAAUGAUUGUUCAAAUGUUCAAGGAACUACUCAUCUUUAUGGUCAUCCUAGCCGUCUUCCUUGUAUCCUCGGGUGUUGCAAUGCAGAGUCUCCUAUACCCUUACCGGACAGAAUUUAAUGCCUCAGUUCUGCUGGACGUUGUCUACAUACCCUACUACCGCAUCUACGGCGAACUGAACCUCGACGAGGCGAAUGAGACCAUACAGGAAAUUGAUCAGGAGGUGGAGUACAUGCAACGCUGGGCAGUCCUGAAAAUAGCCGAGGAGGAAGAAAAUUCAACACACGAAUCUGUAGAAGGACGUCUGAAGAGCAUCCAAACUACGUGA